Messenger RNA from Myzus persicae (green peach aphid), 903 nucleotides. RefSeq names its product translation initiation factor IF-2-like. The coding region runs from base 1 to 903 and encodes 300 amino acids. NCBI's taxonomy places the organism in Eukaryota, Metazoa, Arthropoda, Insecta, Hemiptera, Aphididae. The transcript has 5 exons. The record is from RefSeq and is a predicted model, not a curated record.
AUGGUCAAGAUUCAGUUUUCAGUUAAAAAUGCAUUUAUCCAAAAAUAUACACUCCUUCUAACAGUUGUUUGUUUGGUGAUGACGUUUAUGAACAUGAUGAAUCGUAUUCACUACAUUGGAGCCAGUUACGCCAUCGGAGCAAUAUUAAUGGGAAUAACCAAUCAUAUCCACAACUCAUUAAGCAUAACGGGAAUCGGAUGCGUUUUAGACAUGUUUCAACUUAUUUUCCGUAGCUCUAAUUCCAGUUGGGUUUCAGUCAGAUAUUUUCAAUUUAUAAUGCAUUUUCUUGCUAUUGUGUACGAGUUGAUGUACAUGACAAUGUUGCAUUGCUACUGGCAAUACACCGAAGCAACUAAAAAUCAACCACAAACGAUAGUACCCAUCAAACUAGGGGAAAACAGUGCAGAAACACUAAAUCCUAGUAUUGCAAAGUCGCCUCCUAUUCAGGCGACGGAACCAGUUACGGACCCUAUUGCACCUGAGCCAAAUGCAGCGUCAGAGUCGAUUGUAGAAACACCGGAAGCAAAGAUUGAAUCUAGUACAGCGAUAGAAGAAGGUGUUGCAGUAUCGAAACCCACGUUAUUAUCAAUAGAACCCAGUGUAGGUGCUCCAAACUCUACCUCAGAAAUGCUACAACCUAUUGAAACGACAGGUCCUGGUGCGAAUGCAACAGAACCUAAUGACUCAUUAACUAUUACACCUAUACCGGAACCAAACUCAACAGCGAUAGACUCUGUAGUAGAAACACAGAAAUCUAUUACUUCUAUGGAACCUAGGCUAGACUCGGAACCUGAUGAAAAUGCUCCAGAACCUAAUGUAAUAUUGGCGGAACCUAUUGAAAGUCAACAGGAAUAUAGUGUGUCAACUCCAGAACCGAAACAACUGAAAGAAGAAAAAGAGUAA